AUGGGUGCAAAGCUUGAACACGUGAACGUGCAGUCUCAUCAAGCCUAUCCCGCAGAAGCCAGUGGCGGCAUCCCUCUCUCCCCCGUCCCGCAACAGCCACUGGCGAAACCCUGUAAAAUAAAUUUGCCGAACCCUUCUCUUCUCAUCAAUGCCAAGGCAACCCCAACUAUCCCUUCCUCUCUCCUUUACCCCAAAACGCUAAUUACUGUAAUUAAUUACCACUUCAUUGUUUUUUGUUUCAUUUUUUCUCAGGAACCUUUCAAUGCGGAGCCACCGCGUGCUGCGUUGGUUGCCUCUUAUGUCACCCCUUCCGAUUUCUUCUACAACAGGAACCACGGCCCUAUCCCCAUUGUUGAAGACAUCAACAGAUACUCCGUGACCGUGUCUGGUUUGGUGGAGCGUCCCAAACAGCUCUUCAUGAAAGAUAUCUGGAUGCUUCCAAAAUAUUCUGUCACUGCCACGUUGCAGUGUGCAGGUAAUCGAAGGACUGCUAUGAGCAAGAUCAAAACAGUAAAGGGAGUUGGCUGGGAUGUUUCUGCUAUUGGAAAUGCUAUUUGGGGUGGUGCCAAAUUGUCUGAUGUUCUAGAACUUGUUGGAAUUCCAAAGUUGACUAGUGUCACUCGAUUUGGUGGAAGACAUGUGGAAUUUAUAAGCGUUGAUAAGUGCAAGGAGGAAAAUGGGGGUCCAUACAAGGCUUCAAUACCACUCAGUCAGGCCACAAAUCCUGAAGCAGAUGUUCUACUAGCUUAUGAAAUGAAUGGUGAACCUCUUAACAGGGAUCAUGGGUAUCCAUUACGUGUGGUUGUUCCUAGUGUCAUUGGGGCCCGGUCUGUUAAAUGGCUGGAAGAUAUCAAUAUCAUUGCAGAAGAAUGCCAGGGUUUAUUCAUGCAAAAGGACUACAAAAUGUUUCCACCAUCAGUGAAUUGGGAUAAUAUUGAUUGGUCAACCCGGAGACCGCAAAUGGAUUUCCCAGUUCAGUGUGUUAUAUGUUCUCUAGAAGACGUGAGCACAGUAAAGCCUGGGAAGCAGGAUCAGGAACGUUUUGCCGUCCAAACUGGCGAAACAGCGUGAUCAGGAACGUUUCACCGUCCAAACUGGCGAAACAGGGUGCAGCAUAGGG
Molecule: messenger RNA, 1120 nt
Organism: Glycine soja
Lineage: Eukaryota; Viridiplantae; Streptophyta; Magnoliopsida; Fabales; Fabaceae
Product: sulfite oxidase-like
Exons: 11
Coding region: 1-1071 (356 amino acids)
Cellular component (GO): mitochondrion
Molecular function (GO): oxidoreductase activity
Source: RefSeq, a predicted model, not a curated record